AUGCAUUUCCAGCUGAUUCCUUGGGUUAUUGCUAUAGUUUUCAUCUUACUUCUCGGUUCCUGUUUUAUUGCCAGUUGUUUGGUGACUCAUCACAACUUUUCACGCUGUAAGAGAGGCACAGGAGUGAACAUGUUAGAGCACCAUGCAAAGCUCACUUGCAUCAAAGAGAAAUCAGAGCUGAAAAGUGCUGAAGGGAGCACCUGGAACUGUUGUCCUGUUGGCUGGAGAGCCUUCCAGUCCAACUGCUAUUUUCCUCUUACUGACAACAAGACGUGGGCUGAGAGUGAAAGGAACUGUUCAGGGAUGCGGGCCCAUCUGAUGACCAUCAGCACGGAAGCUGAGCAGAACUUUAUUAUUCAAUUUUUGGAUAGACGGUUUUCCUAUUUCCUUGGACUUAGAAAUGAGAACACCGAAGGUCAGUGGCGCUGGGUGGACCAGAUGCCAUUUAACCCACGCAUAGUAUUCUGGCAUGAGAACGAACCCAACAACAAUCAGGGAGAAAACUGUGUUGUUCUUGUUUAUAAACAAGAUAAAUGGGCCUGGAAUGAUGUUCCUUGUACCUCUGAAGCAAGUAGGAUUUGUAAAAUACCUGGAACCACCUUCAACUAGAAACCCACAAAGCGGUGCUUGUGAUGGAGAGAAAAGAACCAAUUAGAACAGAGCAGAAUGUACAUGCAUCAUUGGAACACA
Saimiri boliviensis boliviensis (Bolivian squirrel monkey) is the source of this 690-nucleotide messenger RNA. Lineage: Eukaryota; Metazoa; Chordata; Mammalia; Primates; Cebidae. The record is from RefSeq and is a predicted model, not a curated record.